Molecule: messenger RNA, 1787 nt
Organism: Rhizopus microsporus ATCC 52813
Lineage: Eukaryota; Fungi; Mucoromycota; Mucoromycetes; Mucorales; Rhizopodaceae
Product: acid protease
Exons: 6
Coding region: 162-1502 (446 amino acids)
Biological process (GO): proteolysis
Molecular function (GO): aspartic-type endopeptidase activity
Source: RefSeq, a predicted model, not a curated record
AAGAAAGAAAUAUAACUUUUUUGAAUUCACAAAAAAGCUUAAUUAUUGUCGUUGAAAUCAUCAUCAAUUUUCUUUUUUCCAACUGCAAUCGUUUCUUUUUUUUAUUCAACAUACAACCCUUUCCAGUCUUUUUAAAAUAAAAAAAGAACAACAACAACAACAUGCGUACCGCCUUCCUUUGUCUCGCAGCUCUUGCUCAAUUUGCUCUUAAUGCUGCAGCAGAACCAAUUACUAUCCCACUUUAUAAACGUACUGAAGAAGGUGCUAUUUAUAAGGCUGCUGGUAAAGCCCUCGACAACGGUGUGCUUGCUGGUAAAGUAAAGAUUGGUUCACCACCUCAAGAGUUCGUCUUUGCCUUUGACACCACGACCGGCUAUUCUUGGGUUCGUGGUUCUACAUGUAAAACUAAGAACUGCCGCGGUAGAUGCACUUAUUAUUCUACAAAGUCUGACGAUGCUGUCUCUACUGGCAAGAAAUUCUCUGUAAACUAUGGUGACUCCUGUGUAGAUACUCACAUCUAUCAAGAUACUUUUGAAUUCGCUGGUCUCAAAAUUAAAGACUUCCCAUUCGGUGGUGCCUACAGAAUGAAUGGUUUUGCUUCUGGCUUUGAUGGUUACCUCGGUCUUGGCCGUAAUGUUGACUGGAACGAAACCAAGGUUACCUCUUCUUCUGCCAACAGCUUGGCCAAGCGUGACGCCCUUCCCGACUCUGCCUUUGUUCCUAACGCCUUCCAACAAGGAGCUGGCAUCUCUAGUGCUCAAUUUGGUAUGUACACAACCAGCUCCAGCAGUGGAUUCGAUCAAUCUGGAACCGUGAACAACGGUGCCACCAACUCAACCGUCACCAAUACACCUUCUACUCCUUCUACCAGCACAGGCACUGUUACCUCUGGUGGUUUUGGUACAAUCACCAAACGUAACAACGUCAAAGAAGAAGAAGAAAAUCCCGCUGGUUACCUUGUCAUCGGUGGUGUUGAUACUAGUGCCAUCGACGGUGAUGUCAGUUACAUUCGUUUAGCUGACGACCCUGAUGCCAAAGCCAAGAACUGGGAUCUCUGUAUCCGUCAUGCAAGCUUUGGUCCCUUACGAUUGGAUCAAAAGGCAAGAGCACUUGCUUCUAUCAGUACUUCUACUAGUGUUAUUGCCAUGCCCCCUGAUCAAGCAGAUGCUUUCCAUGCCAAGUUUGGUGGUUAUUAUGAUGAAAAGACAAAGGUGUACAAUAUUAAAUGUUCAGAAGCCAAGAAGCUCCCUCCUCUCAAGAUGACACUUGAAGACCAUAUUGUUGAACUUCCUGCCAAAUAUUGGACUGGUGUCGUCGAUGCUGAUCGUGAUUGCUGUUCUACCAAAAUUACACGUGGUUCCUCUGACCGUGAUUGGGUCCUUGGUACUAGUUUGACCAAUGCAUUCUAUACUACUUUUGACCCUGAUACUGAAACUGUUGGUUUUGCCAUCAAGAAGGGACAUUCUGAUGAUGGUCUCAGAGUGUACAAGAAGUCACAUUAGAUUGAAGACACAGCCUGAUGUUUUAAUGAAAAUAAAAUGGGAAUCAUUUUAUUUUUUAAUAUUCUUUCUUAUUCCCCCCUUCUUCCCUUUGUUAUUUGAUUUUAAUGUGGAUUUACCCUCAAUGUUGGACUUAUCAGAGAACAAUAGACUUAUAAAUUACCUUUCAAUAAAAACAAGUGUGCUUCCUUGUAUUCUAUUCAAUGUUACUUCCCCUUACUUUUUAUAGAUCACGCUAAUUACACAAGUAGAACAAAAAGUAUGCCGGGGAAAUCAAGGUGUUUCUUA